This is a messenger RNA of Coffea eugenioides, 548 nucleotides long. Its product is annotated as peamaclein-like. NCBI's taxonomy places the organism in Eukaryota, Viridiplantae, Streptophyta, Magnoliopsida, Gentianales, Rubiaceae. The transcript has 2 exons. The record is from RefSeq and is a predicted model, not a curated record. Bases 151 to 417 code for a protein of 88 amino acids.
AGCCCUUUCUGAUCACUCACAACGAAUCACUCACAACCCUCCUAAGCAUCCCAUUUUUCUUUUCCCCUAGCAUUUAUCAAAUCAUCUGCCUUUUCCUAGUACAUUUUCCACAUAUAUUCUGCCUGAUCAGUUUCUUGAGAGCCCAGAAAGAUGAAGCCAGUCUUCUUCACUUUGCUCCUCCUUGCUCUUGUUCUCAACUCCUGCUUCAUCCCAACCACAAUGGCUGGAUCAAGCUUUUGUGAUUCAAAAUGUGGAGUGAGGUGCUCGAAGGCUGGAGUGCAAGAUAGAUGCUUGAAAUACUGCAAAAUUUGCUGUCAAGAGUGCAAUUGCGUGCCUUCGGGAACUUAUGGGAACAAGCACGAGUGCCCCUGCUACAGGGACAAGAAGAACUCCAAGGGCAAGCCUAAAUGCCCUUGACUUAAUUCACCUGUUUCAUUUACCAAAUCUAGAGAGCACAAAUAUAUUACUACUGUGUAUCUUGGCCGUCACCGCUGGCCACUAAGUUAUAUGGUUGAAUAACUUAAAAAAGUGUUUUGGCUGUUUCCUCA